Molecule: messenger RNA, 795 nt
Organism: Perkinsus marinus ATCC 50983
Lineage: Eukaryota; Perkinsozoa; Perkinsida; Perkinsidae
Product: bacteriochlorophyll synthase, putative
Exons: 7
Coding region: 1-795 (264 amino acids)
Cellular component (GO): membrane
Molecular function (GO): transferase activity, transferring alkyl or aryl (other than methyl) groups
Source: RefSeq, a predicted model, not a curated record
AUGUAUCUGUAUUCUGGUGGAAGACAGUCGAACGUUACAGCAUAUAUACGGAUUCUCAUAUCGGGAGUGAUGGCAAAUGUGUUCAUAGUUGCUAUCAAUCAGCUCACUGAUGUUGAUAUUGACAAGGCCAAUGGAAAACCUCUACCGAUUCCCGCUGGAAAAAUGAAGUUCAGCCAGGCCCGACUCGCUACGGGUCUCGCCCUUUGCUUUACCACCGCUGUGUCCUUCGCCCAGUCAACUACUUGGUUCGUCACCUUAUCGGCCAUGUGCGCUAUCGGCUACGCCUAUUCCGUCCCGCCACUGAGACUCAAGCGUCACGCAGUUCCGGCGGCUCUUUGCAUAGUGGGAGCCCGAGCAGUCCUCGGGAUAAUAGGGGGAACGCAUGCCUAUUGCGAAGCGUUCGAUGUGACUUUGGACCCGACUACCAACAGACAGAUGUUCACUUUCUGUGGUAUUCUCAUUGUAUUCUGUACGACUGUUGCAAUAAUGAAGGACAUACCCGACAUAAAAGGCGACAUCACAGACAAUGUCAACUCCUUCGCCGUACAGUGGGGGGCCUAUCGUAUGUCACGUUUCUGUCUGUGGAUAUUAACUGCUUCUUACAUGGCUGUGAUCGGUCUCUUGGCGGACGAUAGCUCGACAGGCCUACUGCAUGCUAUCGCCUGUGUGUACAUGUGGGGGCAUUGGCAUUUGAACAUAGCGCCGGGUGACAACAGUGACGCAGCGUUGGAGUUAGUGAAGGACAACUACUUCAACACGUUAUGGCCGUUAUUUUACUUUGAAUUCAUAGCGUGA